Molecule: messenger RNA, 2844 nt
Organism: Pygocentrus nattereri (red-bellied piranha)
Lineage: Eukaryota; Metazoa; Chordata; Actinopteri; Characiformes; Serrasalmidae
Product: Fc receptor-like protein 5
Exons: 15
Coding region: 4-1953 (649 amino acids)
Biological process (GO): cell surface receptor signaling pathway
Molecular function (GO): transmembrane signaling receptor activity
Source: RefSeq, a predicted model, not a curated record
AGUAUGGAGUUCAGGUCACUCUCUGUAAUACUCUUGUUGGUUUCACUUGUUCGAGCUGGACAUGCUCAAGGGUAUUAUAAACCAGUUCUGACUGUGCAGCCAUUGAGACCACAAAUAUUCACUGGAGAGACCGUUACACUCACAUGUUAUAUUCCAGGAGAGAGGUUAACAGACUGGAUGUACCAGUGGAUCAGAGAUAACACUGAAUUUCACAACUCUAACUAUUACAUACGAAAAAUCAAAGUGGAUCAAAGUUCAAAAUACAGAUGUUGUUGUUAUUAUAAACAUAGCCAAGGAUACUCUGGCUGUACUGAUGAAGUGACUCUCACAGUAACAGCUUUACCCACAGCUACACUGACUGUAGAUCCCACAUGGAGUCCUGUGUUCACUGGCGAGUCAGUGACUCUGAAGUGUGAGAUACAGUCUUACAGUAACUGGAGAUAUCAGUGGUAUAAAGGCAGCAGUAGAACUGCAGUCAGUCAGUCUCAGACAAACACCUUCACCAUCAGAUCAGCAGCAGAUCAGGAUCAGGAUCAGUACUGGUGUAGAGGAGAGAGAGAUUACAGACCCUCAUCAUCACAGUUCAGUAACAGAGUGGGUCUCUCUGUUAAUGAAAAACCUAAACCUGAACUCACAUCAAGCCAUAAAGGAGCUGCACUGAUAGGAAAUCCAGUGGUUCUGUACUGUGAGCUGGAUCAGUCUGCUGGAUGGAGGUUUUAUUGGUCCAAACACACACAGAGCCCUGAGAAUGAGACCAAGCCUGAAACACACUCCUACACCAUCAGCUCAGUCAGUGUCUCUGAUGGAGGACAGUACUGGUGCAGAGCUGGGAGAGGAACCCCAGUCUACUACACUCACUACAGUGAUGCUCUCUGGAUAAACACGACUGAUGUUUCUCCUCCAGUCUCUCUGAUGGUCAGUCCUAGCAGAACUCAACACUUUAGUGCUGACUCUCUCUCACUGAGCUGUGAGGGACAGAGUGACUCUACUGGAUGGAGAGUGAGACGAUACACACACAGUCAGAAGGUGUCAAAUUGUUCAUCAGGCUGGGGAUCAGUUACAGGAUCUACAUGCAGCAUCAGCUCCCUCAGCACAUCCCACACUGGAUUGUACUGGUGUGAGUCUGAAUCUGGAGAGAGCAGCAAUCCUGUCAACAUCACAGUGACCAAUAAUAAUGGGAUUCUGGACAGUCCUGUUCAUCCCAUUAUGGAAGGAGAUCCUCUGACUCUACACUGUUUAUAUCGUGACCCAAAACCAACAAACCUCACAGCUGAGUUCUAUAAAGAUGGAUCACUCCUCCAGACUCAGACUACAGGAGAGAUGACCAUCCGUACUGUCUCAAAGUCAGAUGAAGGUCUCUACCACUGUAAACACCCAGAGAGAGGAGAGUCUCCACAGAGCGGGAUCUCAGUCAGAACUGCUGAAUCUGCUCCAGAUCUGGUAAUAGUGGUAGUAGGAGUGAGUUUUGCUGGGUUGUUCAUCAUUUUACUGAUACUCCUGUGGUGCUACAGAACUCACAAAGGGCAUCUGGAGAACAUCAAUCAGAUGUCAGUUCAGAACCAGAGAGAGUCAGGAGCUGAGGACUCUCAGUCUGGACACCUGCCAGUGCAGGCUGAUGUCCAUGUUUAUGACACUAUGCAAAGAGCAGGUAAGAGGUGCAAAAGUGAAGCAGCAGAUGAGCUCAGCGAUGUCACUUACUCACAGGUCCUGAGAAAAAACAAGAAAUUAAAGAACAAAGAUGCUGACACUGGAUCCAUGGAAGUUACUUAUGCUGAAAUUGAACUGAAAACAAAAAAGAAACCAAAGAAAAAACAAGAGAUGAUAAGUGUGAAUGCUGACACUGUGUACUCAGAGGUGAAGCAGAACACAAACGAAGGUGAUGUCACUGGACUUGAUUCAACACAUGGUUUUAACAGAAAACUUAAUAAUAAAUUUCAGGUCCAAGAGGAGUGAGAACAAAAGCAGUAUAUUACUGAAGAUGUGAGAGAACGCAAGCCAGAAGCUGAUCAUAUGUAUACAUGUGCAAUAGCAGUUUGACUAAGAGCUAAUUCCACCAACAAAUCACAUUUAGGUAUUACAUUUAAUUUUCAGUGGCAGUACAAUAGGAGAAAAAUAAUAGCUCUUUUUGUACAUGUCCUGCUUUUAACUUGCUAAACCUGAUGAAACAUCAACCUGCAAGUCUCGAUAUAGAGCUGUUAGCUGUUCCAUUAAAAAAAAUGUAAAUAAUAAUAUAAUAUAGCUUGGUAAGAAUGUCAUCACCAGCAAAUAUCUGCAUUUGAUAAGCACAAUCAGGUUACAUUAGUCAGUUGUAGGUGAUGUAGGUUCAGUAAGUCUGAAAUAACAGUGUAACGCGAGACCAGGGUAGAAUCCAAUCGCAGGUUUAUUGAGGAUAAGGUUAAACAAAUCCAAAAACAUACAAACAGAGGGGAAUUCAAUAAUCGUAGUCGGGGUACACAGAAGAAAGGUCAUCCAGAGGCAUACAAACAAAGGGAAAUCCUAAAUCGUGGUCAGGUUCAAACAAAGCAAGGUCAUACACAAAAAAAUACAGAGAAAGAUAAACGCUUAGAAAUGACUAUGGGAAGACAAGACGUCGCGAGGUGAGUUCAGUGCAGCGUGCUUAAAUACUGAGCUAAUUACAGAUGAGAUGCAGGUGAGUGAGUGCUAGAACUGGGGCGAGAGUGACCUCCUGUGGGCAGGAGGGGUAACUGCAGGGCCAAUAGUGACAAACAGUGGGGAAAAAAGCAACUUCAGUACUUUCUGAGUAGCUCAUUAUAGUGCCAUCUCCCUGUAGUCCACCAAAAGUCACUCAAAUACAGUCAAAGUAAAUCUUUGAAAUCUCUAUAA